AUGGAGGGCCAGGUUGUCGACCUAAUCGUGCGCAUCGCGAGGAGCUACCCGGAUCCAGAUGGGGGACCCGAUUACUGCCACCUCGUCGCCCUUGGACCCGAUGGCUUCGUCCUCUGCACUUGCCUGCGGUUACUCUUCGAUGGUCUCGGCUGCCGACAUGCUCUCCGGGCCAUGCGUGAGACGUACUUCGGCUUCAACGGAGGGUGCCUUGCAACCCGCUGCCGUGACGGUGCGAUGCCGUGGACGCUGGCACACCUCGCCGUUAAGCGUGCGGUGCCAUCGAAUUCAAGUGCGGGGCUUCCCGGAGCGCUGCCUCCCGCUCCUGCGGAUCCUGGCGCUUUCUCCCACUCAAAACCGACGGCAAGAGCAAGCAAUUGGGCCAGCUGCGUCGCCUUCCGGAAGGAGGUCGCAUCUCUGAUGACAGGUCACUCCGUCGCCCCUUGCCAACGCGUCCUAGACAACCUGCUCAGCCACGCCAAGCAGCUCAUCGAGGAGGAGGAGGUGAGGACGCAGCACGAGGCCUCCACAAGCCGGAUUGUCAAGGGAGUCGUUGCUCGGCCUACGACUGCAUCGACCCGCCAGAGCGAGCUGGCGUCGGGACGGGGCCGGCCGGGAGUCGCGGCCGAGCAGACGGCGGAAGGAGAGGCGGGGGGGGCGAGGAGAAGUGGCGGAAGGGGUUCAACAGGACGAGGGGGAGGGGGAGGGGUGGCUCCUGGCGGUUCCGCGGCGAGCAUGCCGAGUCUUGCCAUGGGCAUUGCAGCGUUCCAACAGGUGGCCGGCGCCGGCACCACCAGCGGGGGAGGGCAGGGGGGAGGGCCGGACCCUGGUGUUUCCGCGGCGGCCAUGCCGAGUCUCGCCAUGGAUGUUCCGGCCUUCCCACAGGCGGCCGGCGCCGGCAUCACCCGCGGGGAGGGCGGGCGGGGAGGGCCGGGCGUGGUGUGUCACGGCGAGGAUGCUAAGCCCUGGCGUGGAUCUUUCGGCCCGCCGGGCUGGCGUCACCGGCACUGCUGUGGGUUUCGGCCCAGCACCCACGAACGGGACAUACACGUUGGGGGGCUCCGGCGCACCGCUUCGCUCCCUGAGCAACGCACCUCGAGGUGGGGUGGGUCAAGCUUCGCUCGAUCUCGCGUCCUCGGCUUCCGACGCGACAAAUUCCUGCGCGCCGGAGAGUUUCCAGCAAUCAAGACUGAAUGGAGGAGUUCGGGCCGGCGAAAACCACGGCCAGCCUCUGCCUUCGACGCCUCGAUAUGUAGCAUUUUUGGACCAGGUGCAAUCGCCCCCAAAAAAGAGUCAGGCAGGAUCGAGCAAGAGGAUCACUUGGACGGCCAAGAGAGAUAAGCGUGGUGGAGGGCAGCAUGCAAUUCAGGGAGGAGCCCAAGGGGCCUGGGGCAGCUCCAAUAGAGUUUUGUAGAAU
Messenger RNA from Ectocarpus sp. CCAP 1310/34, 1414 nucleotides. Lineage: Eukaryota; Phaeophyceae; Ectocarpales; Ectocarpaceae. The record is from the annotation of a GenBank genome assembly.